This is a messenger RNA of Alternaria arborescens, 1119 nucleotides long. RefSeq lists its product as hypothetical. NCBI's taxonomy places the organism in Eukaryota, Fungi, Ascomycota, Dothideomycetes, Pleosporales, Pleosporaceae. The coding region runs from base 1 to 1119 and encodes 372 amino acids. The transcript has 2 exons. Gene Ontology annotation, molecular function: nucleic acid binding. Gene Ontology annotation, cellular component: nucleus. The record is from RefSeq and is a predicted model, not a curated record.
AUGUCUACCUCGAACCUCUCUCGCUCUGUCAGCCCAGAUCAUGGCAGCACCCCAUCUUUCUCCCCUCCACCUUCCGAGACCCAACAGCUCGCAGCAGCCCUAACCCUGAAGACCGGCCGCGAAGUCCUCUCCCACUGUCUCGGUCUCUCCACACUCGAAGGCGUACCCUCGGCUGCCGAAAACAUGAUCGUCGUAAGCUUCGACACCGAGAGUUGGGUUGCCGACCACGGCCGACUCACCGAGCUUGGUGUCUCGACCUUCGACUCUCGGCAUACGCGUGGACUGAAGGAGUCUGGUAUGCAUGGAGAGAACCUGCUUAGGCAGGUUUAUUUCUACCAUGCGCGGAUCUUGGAGAACGCAUAUCUGCGUAAUAUCAAGUACUGUGUUGGCGAUCCUGACAAGAACCACUAUGGUCAGACUCGCUUCUUGACCAAGAGUCAGACCAAGGAGAUGCUCGAGGAAACGUUCCAGUGGCCUGUCGAUAAGCAAAAUCCAGAGUUGGGUUUCUGUCCCGUUGUGGUGUUGGGCCAUGCUCUCCAUGGUGAUAUGGCGAUGCUGAAAUCCACAUUGGGCUUCGAUGCCAUGGCUUUGGGUACGGUGGUUAAGGUCAUCGAUACUCAGAAUUUGGCCAAGGAGUGCGAAUACGCCCCUUCUGGCAACGGCAAUCAGAUCGGUCUGGGUAAUCUCGUUGCCAAAUGCAGUUUCGAAUAUCGAGAUCCGCAUACCGCUGGCAACGACGCGGCUAUGACGCUCAUCUCUGCUGUUCAGAUGCUGCUUCCUUCCGAGUUGAAGCCAGAUGACGGGGGCCUGCAGAAGGUUGUUGACAACAUCGAGGUGGAUAGCCAGUGGCAAGAAUGGGAUUGGGGUGAUGAUCAGUGGUGUCUUCGGUGCGGCCAAUACGGUCACACGAGGGACGACUAUCGCGGCAAGCGUUGUUUCGCCAAGGUCAAGUGUAGCCACUGUACUGCUUCUCAGGUUGCGAAACGCAGGCAGGCCGCGGGUAGUCAUCGAACGGAGUGCUGCAUCUCUUAUGCGAUGCGUGGGUCGGAAGUGGUUCCUACAGUCGAGACUACGGCUACCGCUCUCGCUGGCUUGGAUCUCGCAAGCGACAAUUGGUAG